AUGCAUGUGGCUAUGGCUGUAUUUGAGCUGAUGCACAAGGCUGUGUUGGACAGGUGUGUGUGUGUGGCUAACACACCAUACCCUGAUGUUGGACAGACAGACUGGUUGUCAGAAGCCCAAUGAUGAGGAGGACGACCCAGAGAAAGAUGUGUUGUUCAGAGACAACAGGGCCUGUCGCUCCACUGGAGAGAGAUGGGGAGGAGAGGAGGAGGAGAGGAGGGCUAUGACAACAGGAGCUGUGUGUUGUGAAGGACAAGCAAUAAGGUGUGAAACAAUAGGAAGAAUGUUCAGGAUGCAGGUCUUUUGUCAGAGUGGAAGAGCAGUGAGAGACCAGGCUUUAAGUCUUGGCAAAACACACGCACGCAAGGACGCACAAACACACACACUCACACACACGUACACAUACACCAGGGUAUCAGAGAUAGCUGGACCUGUGGAGUGAGUAGUGUGAGUGUUGAAUCCUCCAGCCCCUUUCUGCUCAUCCAUUACUAAUACAAUGAAAGGCUUCACUAACCCCACAGACAAAGACCAGGCGUCUCCUCUGGAAAGUGAUUUGCGCUAGCGAUUAAAUUCCUGAGGCAUAUGUUGUUGUGAGUGUCACCCAACAUAAUACUCAUAGAAGUGUGCGGUGCUGCACUCCCUCCCUGACUCACUCCCCCUGGGCUAAGUUGACUUUGAUUUGCCUGAGUAGAUUAGGUGGCUUUAGGUGGCGUCAGAUUGCAUUUUGAUGGGAUACUGUGUUGAAUGGUGUUCAGGGAGAUGAAGAUGUCGCUUCGCCAAGGUGAGAUGGUCUGAGAGCGGAGGAGAGAGGGGGGAAGGAGAGAUGGAGAGAGAGGGGGGGGGAGGGAGAGAGAUGGAGGGAUAUAGAAAGAGAGAGGAAUGGACAGAGAGAGAGAUGGAUGGGUAGAGAGCAGGUUAGAGAGAGAGAGAGAGAGAGAGACUAAGAGAAAGAGGAGAGGACAAGCUGACUGGAUUAGCCUGAAAAGCAUGUCAUAUUGCCUCUGACAACAGUCUCUUUCACAACAGUCUCUUUGACUUGGCUGAGGCCAAGCUGACACUCUCCAGCCACCAUGUCUAUAGCGUCGUCCCAAAUAGCACCAUCUCAGCUAACAAUUCUAGAGAGAGAGAACGUUUUUGUAAUGUUACCCAUAAUGUUCCCCUAAUGUUUGAGUGUCCAGUUUUCUAUGUUAGAAAAAACCUUCGGAGAACCUUUUUGGUGUUCAAGUUAGGAGAACAUUCCCUUAAUGUCAAACAUAACUUAUAUAGAACGUGGUUAGAAUAUACAACAAUAAUGUUCUAGGUGCGUUUUAUGGGACGUUGCAAGAACUUUCCUGUGACCAGUUUUCUGAGGGUUAGGAGAAUAUUAAAUUAAUGUCCCACCAAACAUACACAAGGAAAUGGUUGCCAUGUUCUCAGAAUAUAAGAAAUGAAUGUUCUAGACAUGUUUCAUGAGAACAUUGCGAGAACCUUCCUGUGACCAGUUUUCUGAAGGUUAGGAGAAUAUUCCAUCAAUGUCCCACCAAACAUACACAGGAAAUGGUUGCCAUGUUCUCAGAAUAUAAGAUAUGAAUAUUCUAUACACGUUUCAUGGGACAUAGGGACAGGGUUGUCAGCCUGUGCAUUUUUCACUGGCUGUUCGCUGGUCGCAAAGACAAUGAUGAAUAGGCAAUUUAAACUUCUUCAAAUAAUUUGAAAUUUUUGUCAUUUAGUGACUUACAAUUAGUGCAUUCAUCUUAAGAUAGCUAGGUGGGACAACCACAUAUCACAGGCAAGUGUUGGUUCUGGAAACGGGGGGGGGGGGGGGGGGAGUCGAGUCGAGGUUGAGAAGGGGGAUUAUUUAAGAUACUCUUUGAAGAGGUAGGGUUUCAGGUGGCAGGACAGAGAAGAGCUUGGAGUGGGCUGAGCGGGAGCUAAGAGACCAGACGUGGUUUGAGCAUAGCCUGAAGGUAGGGAGACCCGUCUUGAAGCCUCUGAUUAGGGUCAAGUAGAUCUUUCUGAGAGAGAUGACGAGAGCACGCUCAAGUGUUUUGGAAAGAAAGGAUAAAAGGGAUACAGGUCUAUAGUUUCUGACGUCAGAUGAGUCGAGUGUUGGUUUCUUAAGGAGGGGAGCGACUCUGCCCAUUUUGAAGUUAGAGGGGACACAGCCAGUGGUCAGGGAUGAGUUGAUGAGGGAAGUGAAGAAUGGGAGAAGGUCGGGGUCGAGCGGGCAGGUUGUCGGGCGGCCAGACCUCACUAGUCACAGGAUUUCAUCUGGAGAGAGAGGGGAGAAAGAGGUCAAGGCAUAGGGUAGUUCUGUGUGACUGGGACCAGUGGACUCAAUAGGCUGAGUGAAUGAGGAGCGGAUGUCAUAAACAUUAUUUUUUAAAGUGGUUGACAAAGUCAUCCUCAGAGAGGGAGGGGGAGGGGUGGAGGAUUAAGGAGGGAGGAGAAGGUGGGAAAUUGUUUCUUAGGGUUAGAGGCAGAAGCUUGAAAUUUAGAGUGAUAGUAAGUGGCUUUAGCAGGGGAUACGGAGGAAGAGAAUGUAGAGAGGAGGGAGUGAAAGGAUAAUAGGUCCUCCGGAAGUUUAGUUUUCCUCCAUUUUCGCUCAGCUGCCCGCAGCCCUGUUCUGUAAACUAUCAAUGAGUCACUCAGCCACGGAGCAGGAGGGGAGGGCCGAGCUGGCCGGGAGCAAAGGGGACAGUGUGAGUCAUAGGAUGUGAAAAGGGAGGAGAGUAGGGUCGAAAAGGCAGAAUCAGGAGACAGGAAGGAGAAGGAUUUAGCAUAAGGGAGAGAUGAUAGGAUAGAAGAGGAGAGAGUAGUGGGAGAGAGAGAGCAAAAAUUGUGACUGCGCAUGACCAUCUGGGUAGGGGCUGAGUGGCUAGGGUUGGAGGAGAGGGAGACAGAAAAGGAAACAAAGUAGUGAUCAGAGACCUGUAGGGGGGUUCCAGUGAGAUUAGUAGGGGAACAGCCUCUAGUAAAGAUGAGGUCAAGCGUAUUGCCUGCCUUGUGAGUUGGAGGGGAUUGGGAAAGGGUGAGGUCAAAAGAGGCAAGGAGGGGAAAGAGAGAGUUGGAAAGAAAUUAAUCGAAGGCAGACGUCGGGAGGUUGAAGUUGCCAAGUACGAAGAGUGGUGAGCCAUCGUCAGGAAUUGAGCUAAUCAAGGUGUCAAGCUCAUUGAGGAACUCUCCAAGGGCACCUGGUGGGCGAUAGAUGACAACAAUGUUAAGCUUGAGUGGACAAGUGACAGUGACAGCAUGGAAUUCAACCAUUAUUGGGUUAAAACACACAUAUACAUUUGUGCACAACAACCACAGUUCAUAAGGCGCAAAUAGCUAUACUGAUCAAAAAUAUAAACGCAACAUGUAAAGUGAUGGUCCCAUGUUUCAUGAGCUGAAAUAAAAUAUCCCCUAAUCUUUCCAUACGCACAAAAAGCUUAUUUCUCUCACAUUUUGUGCACACAUUUGUUUACGUAAAAUGUGCAGUUUUGUCACACAACACAAUGCCACAGAUGUCUCAAGUUUUGAGGGAGAGUGCGAUUGGCAUGCUGACUGCAGGAAUGUCCACCAGAGCUGUUGCCAUAAGCAGCCUCCAACGUCAUUUUAGAGAAUUUGGCAGUACGUCCAACCGGCCUCACAACCGCAGACCACGUGUAACCACGCCAGCUCAGGACCUCCACGUCCGGCUUCUUCACCAUCGGGAUUGUCUGAGACCAGCCACCUGGACAGCUGAUGAAACUGAGGAGUAUUUCUGUAUGUAAUAAAGCCCUUUUGUGGGGAAAACCUCAUUCUGAUUGGCUGGGCCUGCCUCCCCAGUGGGUGGGGUGGGCCCUCCGUGUGGGCCCUCCCUGCCCUCCCACCACCCUCCCGGCCCUCCCACCCUCCAAGGGGCUGCACCUCUGCCCAGUCAUGUAAAAUCCAUAGAUUAGGGCCUAAUUAAUUUAUUUCAAUUGACUGAUUUCAUUAAAUGAACUGUAACUCAGUAAAAUCGUUGAAAUUGUUGCAUGUUGCAUUUAUAUUUUUAGUCAGUAUAAAUGACAGGAAAGGGAAAGGGGAUGCCUAAGAGAGCAGCAGUGUGAUUCACAUCAAGGCGCUAUGUAGAUAUCUAUGAUAAGGGAUAUCCGUAUCGCCCGUAGGCUACGCCACUGCUGUCGUCCUUACCUCCAAUCGUUUAUUGAAGUUGGAUAAUCUUUGGAUUCCAACAGCAAUGGCACCAUUGGAAGACAGCUUGGACUGUAGCUUAAAAAGCCUAUUCCUGCUCUUUUCCCGCGAUCCAUCAAACAACUUUGGUGUGUCAUCAUAGUGGUCUCUGACUUGUGGUCAGACUCGCUCAGGUGGAACAAACGUUCGUCUUUUUUCAAUGCUGAUUUGAAUGUCAUUGAGAAAGCAGAAAGGUGACACAUUAUUUUUUGCAAACAUCCUAUCUGAAUUUAAAAGUAGAAGUAGUCCCGUGUAGCUCAGUUGGUAGAGCAUGGCGCUUGCAACGCCAGGGUUGUGGGUUCAAUUCCCACGGGGGACCAGUAUGAAAAAUGUAUGCACUCACUAACUGUAAGUCGCUCUGGAUAAGAGCGUCUGCUAAAUGACAAAAAUGUAAAUGUAAAAUGUAAGUAAUCAUCUAUUUUUCUAAAGUAUUUGUAAUCUGAUGACAAUUUUUCUGCUUUCAAUGUAACGGAUUCCAGUUACAGUAAUUUUUUUAAAUCAGUUACAUCUAACGGAUUACAAGUAAUCCUUUACUCCCCAACCCUGUAUAGGGAAUAGUGUGCAAUUUGGGACAUGGCCUAUAGCAGCAAUGCAUUAGAGAUUCACAGGAACAGCCUUCCAAAUCGAAUAUACGCCAAACAUGAACUGAUUUGGCUGUUCCAAUUGAUUUUCCAUGUGUUGGUUUGGUGAAAGCAUGGGGUCGGUAUUGAAGGGUUAGGGGGGGUGGUGGGUUAGCUAUGGUUUGUUGUGGAAAGGAGCAGGAGGAGGGUACUACAACAGGACAGUAGUAUUUGGUGGAUGUUACCAGAGGAGACUUUGAGCUGAUGGAAAAACAGAGGUCUCAGAAACCAUAAAUACAGUCUCAGAAACAUAUAGGAACAUGCAAGCUGUGUUAACAUGCAUGACUUGAGAUAUGAAGUUCUCUCUUGAACUUCUGCUAUCUACAGACGCCUGCACAUGUUAAAGGUAAUCAGUCAGCCACACAUGGAAGACAACAACACAACCCUAUCCAUGAAUUACCCCUAUAGUGUCAUUAAGAAGUCUGACUAGAAGAAAAAACAAGAUGUGUUCCUCUUCUUCUCCCAGCCUGUCAAAGCCCUAGAAAGCUCCGGUCUUCAUGCACCUCCUAAUGUUACACCCCUUAUUUAUUUACCUGUCUCUCCCACCUCCUGAAUGAAUUAAAGCCUCCAGUCCAAUCCCACUGACAGAUGGAGCAGUUUAUCACAUUAGAUUUAACCUCAUUUAGCAGGCAGGCUUUUCUCCCAUUGAUCAGAGACAGACAUUGUCUACACUUAUUUAGAUCCGGGGGGGGGGGGGGGGCAGAGAGACAGAGAGGGCGAUAGAGAGUGAGAGAUGGAGAGAGAGAGGGGGGGUGACAUACAGAGUGAGAGACAUACAGGGAGCGAGAGAUUGCGAUGGCGCCCUGUAGUACUCUUAACAGUCUGUAUUAAUGUAAGACCUUGGGAAGAUUAAUGAAAUGACAAGAUAUUCACACAUAUUUCAACAGAUGGUUGGUGCAAUACAGGCUUUUCUGAUUCCCUAUCCUCACUCUUAUUUUCCCUCUUGUUUGUAGUUGGGUCUUCUUAUCACCUACAGUGAACUAAUCUCAUGCCGAUACAACUGGACCCAUCCCUAGCUAGCCCAUACACGUCCUCAGGUCUACAUGUAUGGAAAUUGUGAUUUCUGCCACUGUUUCUGUAUUUCUGUUUCUGUCUACAGGAAACGCCAUCCGGCCCAUCGCCCUGCGUGCUGUAUCCGCCAUCGCCAGAACCCUGCCUGGCUUUCCCAUCCUGGCCACUGGGGGCAUCGACUCAGCAGAGUCUGGUCUGCAGUUCCUCCAUGCUGGAGCUUCUGUCCUGCAGGUAACAGCACUGCAACCAUCUCUCUCUCUCCCUCUCUCGCACUCUCUCUCUCUCUCUACCACUCUCUCUCUCUCCCUCUCUCACGCUCUCUCUCUCUCUCUCUCUACCACUCUCUCUCUCUCGCUCUCUCUCUACCUCCCAUUCUCUCUCUCCACUUCUCCCUCACCGCUGUCUGUAUAUCUCUCCUCUUUAACUCUGCAGUUAACAGCACUGCAACCAUCUCUCUCUCUCUCUCUAGGCGAAAACUCUAGAGGAGCGAGGACGCGAGUAGAGAGCAGACGGACGAGGCGCUAGAGCCGAGACCUGACGAGCGAACCGACACUCGUCAGCGUCUUACACCUCGCUCUAUACCGAGCCCGAUCUCAGGACCUCUACUCUCUGCUCUCUCUCUACCCCUCUACUCUCUCUCUCUCUCCUCUCUCUUCUCCUAUCUCUAUCUCGCUCCUAUCGCUCUCUCUCCAGCUCUCUCCUUGUUGAGGGCUUCUAUCCAGCAUAUACAAUGAUAGUACUGCAACCAUCUGGUCUCCUCUAUCUCACCAUAUACCAUUUAUACUAGGGGAGGCAGGUAGCCUAGCGGUUAGACCGUUGGGCCAGUAACCGAAAGGUCGCUGGUUGGAAUACCUGAGCUGACAAGGUGAAGAAUCGUUCGAUGUGCCCUUGAUCAAAGCACUUAACCCUAAUUUGCUCCAGGUGUGCUGUACUACUAUGACUGACCCUGUAAAACAAAACAUUUCACUGAAUCUAUCUGGUGUAUGUGACAAUAAAACAUAUUUAUUUUAAUUUUUACUAGUAAACAGAUUCAGACAUGACAAACUGUACUGUUAAGUAUAUUUUACCUCAAGCUGGGCCACUGGCUGUGAAAAUCAUUGGUUGCGUUCAAUAUUCCAUCUGCUGUGUGUAUUUACAUAGCACAAUGUUACACUUACACUGGCUUGGUUUGUGUUGUCGUGGUAACUGUUAUAUCGGUCUGUGUGAUCAUGUUAUGAAGCCUCAAACAUACUGGUAGGCAGGCACAGCAGUGUGUCACUAUGGCAGUAUACAGACCAAUGCCAAGAAUUCCUUACUUCAACUUUAUUACUUGAAUAUUCCCUCAACUUUUGAUAUUUAAAUUGAAAGAGGGUUUUUUACUUCACUGUUCAUUUAACUUCCCUCAGUGGUUCGUGCCUAGGGAGUAAUCUGCAACAGAAUCAGCAUGCAAAUUGAAUCACAAUUUGUGAAUAAAUGCAUCCACUUUUUAUGUUUAUUUCUUUAUAGAUGAUUUCAUAUUUUGGUAAUACCACCCCUCCACCUGCGCAGUCAUAUCUUAACACAGGGGAUCUGAGGAGUCUCAGUGCAUGCAACUAGAGAUUCCUCCCACUGAAUUAAUGGGAAAAGUUAAUUACAGAAUAAAAAAGUAACGCUCUCGAUCAAAUCAGAAUGCCAUCUAUUUGGGGAGGUGUGUUCUCUCUUUUGAAAAGCCUUCAUUUGUAUUCCAUUGAGCACGACUCAAUCAUAAUUUGAAAUUUCAUUCAUUUGUAUGUUUUUUUACCUUGAUUAAAGAGAAUACAAGUUUGUCAUUGUAAAUAUACAAUUUAAUGGAUGAAUUAUACGUUAGCUUCAGUUAAGUUUGGGGAACUUUCUGUGGUUAAAAGAUGCUUGGGUUUUUUCAUGUGAUGGGGAUAGCACAAAGGUGUUUGUAAUUUUGCUUUAAAUGGAAUCAUACACAUACAGCCAUCUUUUAUUCCAAAAGCAAUUCCGAAUGACGUCUUUCCCAUGGCCUGAACACAUUCAUCAAAAAGACUGCAUGGAUCUGUAUUUCUCUGUUUUUCUCAGACAUACAACAGUAAGAUGGUGCCUGUGCAAUACAUGCACACACAGUAGCAAAUUAAUAUGAAUCGCCAAGGAAAUUAGCAGUGAAAAGGCAUUGAAUGCAGAAUGGGUCUAAAACAAUAUGUUGUAAUCCUGGUUUUUACAAUCAGCACGUCUUGUCAUUCUGACACUGAAGACUGAAGAACGAUGGUGGGUGUUGAAUGUGAGAAUCACUGCUAUGGGCUUUGUGGAUUGUACUGUAGUACAGGAAGAGAGACAUACUGUGUUGUCUGAAAUAGACGUGAUUGGUUCUGCGAUGCAUCAGACACAUUCUUCUCAGAACAAACAAUGUGAUGAAGUCCAUUCAGGAACUACCCAUCUCUCAUAGACCCGUCAUUGCUUCUUGGCCUUGAAGAUUUUAUAAAGAAGUUGUUGCAAAGGGAAGCCUUGAAAGUAUGCUUGUCAUUUACAAUACAUGAUGAGAGCACAUCAUUUGAUUGAUUUUCAGGUAGAUGAUGUAUAAUAAUGUUCCUUAAGAAAACCUUAACUGAAAAGCCAUGUCAGUGAAAACCCAGUGAAUCUACUUUCAAAAAAAGUUUUCUAAACCAUUAUUUGACAGACGUUAAAGCUUCGAGAAGGAAAAGGCCAAAAAUGCUGUAUAGCUAAAAUAUAUCGUUGUAAAUUCACAUACUGUAGUCAGGGGUUGAUGCGAUCCACUUGUAAAUCGAUACUUCUUAGUUAAUUCAUUACCAAAAACAUUCAUUUGCAAUGACCCUGGAGGGGUUCUCUCUCUCCUUCUCUCCCCUUCUCUCUUUCCUCAUGGCUCUCCUUCGCCAUGUGCCUAUCAACUACUACAUGUGUGCAAUAUUAGUUUUUUUACUGCACCAUUACGAUGUGAAUAAGAUACAUAUGAUACAUAACAUACAUCUUAUAAUCGCUUUCUUGUAUUCAAUGCAAUAAUUGAUCAAUGUUAUAAAGUAACAAUGUGCUAUCCCAGUUUUGUCUUUGUUUAUUUUUCAUCAUUUUGAUUGAAUUGUAAAGUUGCUGCUUCUUUAUGGCGAUUUAGCCGGUGAUGGAGAUUCAGCCAGUGAUUUUAUCAACAUGUCUUUAGAAGGAGAUGGAGCUAUAUUUCAAUGAUGACCAACCAGUUCGAUCUUAAUGACCCAAGGUGACCAUUCCCCUUGUCCUUGGUGCAUGUCAACAGUUCUGAACUGCCAUGAAAGACCCAUUGUCAAGUAGCUAACAUGACUUGUUGUGUGAGCCCUGUAAACAUCAGGAAUUUGUAAUAGUACCUUUUGAAAACAUCCAAACGUCGCCAGCAUGAGCAAAAUGAAUAGCAGUCCAUUCAACAUGCGAACUAUUCAACUUUUCAGAGGAAAGGUUACCUGUCUGUCCACCUCACUACAACCCCUAACUGAACUCUACUGGAAAUUGCUCAUAUUCAUUGACUUGUAAAAAUGUAUUUACUUCCCCCCCAGACUUGGUUUCUCUUUUACCUGAAGAUCAAGACUAAAUAUCAGUGGUUAGUAGCUAAGUAUCAGACAUAGGAGCUGAAAUCAAAAGCACUGAGGUUGGUUCAUCCAUAGUCAUUGUAGCAUUUGAAAGCUGAAUGAAUCGAUCUUUCUUUUGGCGAAGACGCUGUUCUACUAAAUGCCAGGAUUCUAUCAUUGGGAAUAAAAGAGCUGACAGAGUCAGAGAGAAAGAGAGGGACAAAAAGAGAAAGAGGGAGAGGUCGAGAGGGAGAGGGAGAGCAGGGAGAGGGAGAGCAGGGAAUCUAAAAGCAUUUCAGAUCUCAGAAGGAGUUGAAAUCAAUGCACAGCCCCAGUUUUCAGAGCAGAUAAAAAGGACCUGCUGUCUCAAUUGCCUGAAAACUACUUAGAAAUUCUCACUUUGAUUUAUUUCAGCAGUCAGCUACAUUAACGUUAAAUGCAGCACGUGAGGACAUCACAUACUUUGAUGUUCUGAGCCAAAUCAAAAGCACUAAUGGACAUUCUCCUACACACACACACACACACACACAAACACACAUACACACACUGUAAGGCCCAGAUUCAGCUGUGGGACUCCUCUGAAGAUAUAAUAAUUUAUUUCAUAAAGCAAACUCACUCUCAAUUUACUUAUUAUAGAACAUAUUCUGUCAUAAAAGAAUGUGCAGUGUGUGUAUGCUUGUGUGUUUGGUGUCCGCUUGCUAAUGCAUACAUUCAUGUAUUUUCCGACCAUAUUCAACCAAUAAGCCUUUACAGGUGGACUGAUAAGAGAAUACUUGCUACAGUACAUGACAGUACAGUAAACUGCUGUACCUAGCCGUUUAAUACAAAUUGAUUCAUAUUUACUCUCUAAUGGCUCUCAUAAAGAAGACUGUCCUCAGAUAUCUGCUGACGGCUCUCUCCUCCGUUGGUGGACGGACAGUAUUUCACAUGUUUUUCUCAAGAGAGACCUGCUCUCUUUCCCUCUGAUGUAAAUGAAGGUGGUGGUGGAGUGCACAACAACACGUUUUCAGCCCCAUGUUUUCGUUUUCCUUCACCAUCACUCUGCUCCAACAACAAGCAUUGGUAUAUUUUUCACUUCUUUUUGAUCAGAGAUAUACAGUGCAUUCGGAAAGUAUUCAGACACCUUCCCUUUUUCCACAUUAUGUUACGUUACAGCCUUAUUCUAAAAUUGAUUACAUAAUUUUUUUCCCUCAUCAAUCUACACACAUUACCCCACAUUACCCCACAUUACCCCAUAACACAGGUUUUUAGAAAUGUUUGCAACUUGAUUACACAUUUUUAACUGAAAUACCUUAUUUACAUAAGUAUUCAGACCCUUUGCUAUGAAACUCGAAAUUGAGCUGCAUCCUGUUUACAUUGAUCGUCCUUGAUGUUUCUACAACUUGAUUGGAGUCCACCUGUGAUCAAUUCAACUGAUUGGACAUGAUUUGGAAAGGCACACACCUGUCUAUAUAAGGUCCCACAGUUGACAGUGCAUGUCAGAGCAAAGGUCGAAGGAAUUGUCCGUAUAGCUCCGAGACAGGAUUGUGUCAAGGCACAGAUCUGGGGAAGGGUACUGAAAAAUGUCUGCAGCAUUGAAGGUCCCCAAGAACACAGUGUCCUCCAUCAUUCUUAAAUGGAAGAAGUUUGGAACCACCAAGACUCUUCCUAGAGCUGGCCGCCCGGCCAAACUGAGCAAUCAGGGGAGAAGGGCCUUGGUCAGGGAGGUGACCAAGAACCCGAUGGUCACAGAGUUCCUCUGUGGAGAUGGGAGAACCUUCCAGAAGGAAAACCAUCUCUGCAGCACUCCAUCAAUCAGGCCAGACGGAAGCCACUCCUCAGUAAAAGGCACAUGACAGCCCACUUGGAGUUUCCCAAAAGGCACCUGAAGUACUCUCAGACCAUGAGAAACAAGAUUCUUUGGUCAGAUUAAACCAAAAUUGAACUCUUUGGCCUGAAUGCCAAGCGUCACGUCUGGAGGAAACCUGGCACCAUCCCUACGGUGAAGCAUGGUGCUGGCAGCAUCAUGCGUGGGGAUGUUUUUCAGCAGCAGGGACUGGGAGACUAGUCAAGGGUUGUGAAUACUUUCUAAAUGUUGUGUCUUUACCUCCUAGAAUGGGUAGUGUAUAGUCCUAAUAACUGACAUAGUUUCCCUGUGAAUCACUGAAAUGUAAUGCAUGUUCACAGUUGUUUCUCCCCCCCUACUAUUUGUUGUAACGAUGUAGACAUCCUUAUCAGAAAUGUAUUCUGUUGGAGCAGGGCAUAUAGGGGCAGGCAACAAGCAGCUUUUUUUCUUUUAACAAGCAGCGCUAUGCAAAUCAGAAUCCUAAUGAAAGCAUAUCUCCGAGCCAAAGCUUGAGAGAAUAAAUGCCUUAAUUUUCACAACAUGGGGCCAGUCGCUGGUGAAUUAACUUUUUGAAAUACACAAAUGACACAGCAGCACAGAUUCACGUUCAUUCCCCCUCUAGAAAUAAUUUGUUAUGACUAUCUCAGAGCAAUGUAAAACAACAUUGACAAAACCUCGCCCCCCUAACCUAACCCAAGUAUCUCAAGUAGGAGUGCUGAUCUAGGAUCAGUUUUGUCUUUUCGAUCAUGAUGUUUAAGAGUACAUGGACAAGAAGGACCUGAUCCUUAAUCAGCACCAAUACUCUGAGAUGCUUUGUGAAAACAGGCCCCGACCUCAGUCUGGUCUGUUUGAUGUGGUGUUCCCCUAGGUUCAGUACUCGGCGCGUUACCAUUCAGUCUCGUGUUAAUCCUGGAGUUGUUCUCAGGCAGAUCAAUGCAGGGCGAUGUCAGCUCAGCUCAGCUCAUAGAUGGUGGUGUCUGAUAAGCACGUCGUCUUAUCUCUCCGGCUGCUCUAAGACUCACCAUGGCACCGUGGCUUCUGUCAAAAUGAAGUGGUGGAGACAGACAGACGCACAAAGACAAGGUUUCCCAGUGUGUGAUGCAGAUCAGAUAGUCUCUCUCUUUGCUGAAGGAAGGAGAGAGAGGAUAAACCAUGUGAAUGGGGCUCACCCAGGAGAUUUACUACACGCCUGCCUUUCACCACUCUGCUCUAACUGACUGCUGCCGUGAUAAGCCUUAUUCCAUCUGACUAACCUUUAAUUAAAUAAAUAGAUUCCAUUGUAAAUGAGUGGAGACUGUAAGCAGUGUGUAGGUAGUGUGGUAUCUGAGACCUAGAAAACGCUGGCUUGGACCCAAACACUUUGGUUUUUGCUCUAGCACUACACAGCUGAUUAAAAUAGCCAACUCAUCAUCAAGCUUGAAUUAUUUGAAUCAGCCGUGUAGUGCUAGGGCCCUAGAGUAUGGCCGAAUUACAUACUCAUUCUCCAUUAGCACCACUAAAAAUAUUUGUGGGUGUGCGUCAGCUCAUGCUUUUCACUGGACCAAGUUAGUGUAAUAACAUCAUUUGUGUGUGUGUGUGUGUGUUUCUGUGCAUGCUUUCAUGUGUGCGUGCGUGUAUGUGCGAUUUUCCGCCACUAGGUGUGCAGCGCAGUGCAGAACCAGGACUUCACUCUGAUUGAAGACUACUGCCUGGGCCUAAAGACCCUGCUCUACCUGAAGAGCAUCGAGGAGCUACAGGACUGGGAUGGCCAAUCACCUCCCACGUUACGCCACCAGAAGGGCAAACCUGUCCCGCGACUGGAGGAACUGGUGGGCAAG
This is a messenger RNA of Coregonus sp. 'balchen', 12955 nucleotides long. The record is from the annotation of a GenBank genome assembly. NCBI's taxonomy places the organism in Eukaryota, Metazoa, Chordata, Actinopteri, Salmoniformes, Salmonidae.